CAGCAUGGGGGAGGCUAAAUUAUCCUUCGGAUUAAAAACAGAAACAGCAGCAACAGAAGACAACUGCACCCGUCUACCAAGGCUAUUACCUAGUCCUCGAGUUCGUUUAGGAGUACUUUCACCAGUAUCCUCCUUGUUUUCGCUACCAUCAUUUUUAUCCUCAUUUCGACAAGAAGAAUCUCUGGGCAGUUCUUCCCUAGCCCUACGUUUCUUGUUGUGGGGAAGGUCAUCUGGCUCAAACCCUUUGCUCUCUUCCACUCCUCCAUGUUUUCGUGCUCCGUCGUCGUCUUCGUCCUCCUUUCUUUCCUUUCCCUUUCCAUCGCCUUCGUCACUCCCAAAAGAAUUACCCUCACUACUAUCGUUGUCGCAGAGGUCCCAACCGAUUGGCCCUGGUGGAAGUUGGUCGAUCAGUAGCCCAUGACGUUUGAGCACAUCGAGAGUUCGCAUCGACAGAAAACGAGCUAGCUCGAAGGUAAACCGUCUCCGAAUCCUGUUAGUAUGAAAAGCUUUCAGGCGAACUAAGGCCCUCUCGUCGUCAAAAUUUUCCCGGCAAAAAGCUUCGUGCGCCAAGUGGUUGGCGAUAGCAACGAUGAGUCGAUUGGUGCCUUUGCCAAGACCACCAUUCGUUGAAAAAGCAGCAGUAAGGAGGGUAGAUCUAGACGGGUUGAAAGUUCCCGCAUAGUGAUUUGCCUUACUUGCAGCUCGAUCUUCGAGGGCUGAUCCUGGCUUAAGGAUCGACUUGUCGAUGCUUCGACCUGCUGAUGGGUUGACGAUUGUUACGUCGAUCAGAAUGGACUUGGUGCAGAGGUCCUCUUCCUUCUCUCCUGCGUGUAAUCCUGGGGGGAUUACCAAAUCCAUCUUGUGUACAAUUGUAGCCCCUUUUCCCUACCAGUGCCUGUGGUAAAAGGGGAAGAAUCCUCAACGGCGAUGGGCAUAUGGCACUCGCGCAGUGUCUUGAGGACCACUCGAACCAUCCUGUUAUGGAGGAAGGUUGAGGCGCCGGUCUUGGUGCAGACGAGGGAGUGGGCUCGGCUCAAGCGGUCCUUGCAUGGUAACAAUGCACCUGCACCACAAAGUUUGCCUGUGUUGCAGUCUGCUCGAUCGUGACUCCCCAGUACACGACCGAUUGACUCUCGAUAUAGAUCAGGCAGCAUUCUUUCAUCUGCUGACAACCCUUGCGUUGUCAACCACGACAAAACUCCCUUGCCUUUCGCUUCCUCCAAGCGGAUCAACGCCCUCUUCUUUGGCGUUUCCUCGCCUACUACUUUCUGCAAGUCUGUCUCCACCAUGUGGCGCACUGCUGCAUGAAGAGGUUUCGAAAGGAGAGCUUGGGCUCCAAAGACUUGGUAGUGUUGACCAAAUUCAUUUCGGCUGAAGGUAGACGGUGGUUGAUGUUCUACGUCAGGGUUUCCAUCUUCACGGGGUUUUCCCGCCUUCCCUGCUUCCAACAAGUAAACUCCUUUGAGGGCGGGGGUUAACUCAUCACUUGUGGCAAGUUUAGCCCAUGACUGCCCAACAGCUUUUUCAAGCUUGUCUUUGGUGAUGAUUUCCUCUAGCUUCUUCAGCGAGUCAAUCAGAGCCAAUCCUGUCGGUAGCUGGGCAAGCCGGGGUAGACAUUGCUCAACUGUGUAUCCUGUCGAUGCUUGCACUGACUUGGAGAACACCAGCGCUUGCCCUGCCACAAAAGCCGAUUCUCGAAUGAGAACAUUGCUCGUGAUUCCUAGUCCUCCUUCUCGCAUGGGUAGGUGCACCUGCGCUCGAGCUGUCCCUUUGAAGAAAUCUACCUCCUCGCUCUUCGUCGGGUCUGCGCGUACCUCUUUGACCGUUGGUAUUCUCAUGCUGUCGGCCAUCUUGCCAAGGACGAUCUUACUCAUUGCCCACAUCAUCAUGUUGUCAUGUAUUUUUGCGGCAGAGUUGGUGAUAGACGGUGCAAUCGUCCUCAGCAGAUGGAACAAACGUGGCACACCAGAUGAACACAGCAGUUGAUAGCUGACUUGGGGGUCGUCAAUCGUUGCUAGGCGGAGUAUCAAUUCCGCCGGGUCACCACGGGCGAUUUUGGAAACGAAAUUCCUCUGGAACUCUUCUGUUCCUACUGGGAUCCCGACAACUGGGAUGCCACCUUCAGCAACUGACAGACCAAUUUUCGUCAAUUGUUGCUGUUCGUCGUUUGUCAAAGAGGACGUGCAAAGACCUUCGGGGAAAAGCACUUUGGAUUUCGGGAGACUGAGCUCAAUU
Molecule: messenger RNA, 2235 nt
Organism: Ectocarpus sp. CCAP 1310/34
Lineage: Eukaryota; Phaeophyceae; Ectocarpales; Ectocarpaceae
Source: the annotation of a GenBank genome assembly